Molecule: messenger RNA, 1035 nt
Organism: Penicillium brevicompactum
Lineage: Eukaryota; Fungi; Ascomycota; Eurotiomycetes; Eurotiales; Aspergillaceae
Gene: cspA
Product: putative cell surface protein
Exons: 2
Coding region: 1-1035 (344 amino acids)
Source: RefSeq, a predicted model, not a curated record
AUGAUCAACUCCGUCGCCCUCUUGGCCCUUGUUGCCAGCCCGGCCUUCGCCGGUGUCAUGCAGGCUCGUGGUGAGGACUUCAUCGUCCCCGCCGCUCAGAGCUCCGCUGUCGCUCCUCACCACACCGAGAGCUGGGGUGAGCACGAGACCUGGACUCGUCCCACCGAGUCUUGGACCUCCCCCUGCACCACCUCUACCACCCCGGUUGAGACGCACACCAAGCCUCACCACACCACCCACACCACCCCGGUCGAGACUCACACCAAGCCUCACCACACCACCCACACCACCCCGGUUGAGACUCACACCAAGCCUCACCACACCGAGACUACCCCCGAGGUCACCCACACCAAGCCUCACCCUACCAAGUCUCACCACACUCCCCCUGUGCACCCUGGUACCACCAAGACCCUCACCAUCGUGACCACCACCUGCCCUGUCUCCUCCUCCAUUGUCACCUCUGGCUCGCAGACUUACACCGUCCCUGUCACCGGUACUGAGACCAUCACCAUCACCUCCACCACUGUCUGCACUCACUGCGAGAACAUCCCUGUCACCACCCACCCGGCUCCUCUCCCCGCCACCAGCGCCCCCGUCAAGCCCACCAGCGCUGUGAUCGUCCCUCCCCAGAAGCCUGCUUCCUCCAAGCCCGUUGUGCCCGUUGUGCCUGCUCAGCCUUCCAACCCCGCUGUUCCUGCUCAGCCCUCCAACCCCGCUGUUCCUGCUAAGCCCUCCAACCCUGCUGUCCCUGCUCAGCCCUCCAACCCUGCUGUCCCUGCUCAGCCCUCCAACCCUGCUGUCCCUGCUCAGCCCUCCAACCCCGCUGUCCCUGCUCAGCCCUCCAACCCCGCUGUCCCUGCUCAGCCUUCCAACCCCUCUGUGCCUGCCCAGCCUUCCAACCCCUCUGUCCCUGCCCAGUCUUCCAGCCCCUCCAGCCCCUCCACUCCUGAGCAGCCCUCCAACCCCUCCACCCCGGAGCAGCCUUCCACUCCUGUCACUCCCCAGGAGUCCUCCACCCCCCUCCACCCCCGGUAG